This is a messenger RNA of Nematostella vectensis (starlet sea anemone), 2742 nucleotides long. RefSeq names its product UDP-GalNAc:beta-1,3-N-acetylgalactosaminyltransferase 1. Gene Ontology annotation, cellular component: membrane. The record is from RefSeq and is a predicted model, not a curated record. The coding region runs from base 256 to 1359 and encodes 367 amino acids. Lineage: Eukaryota; Metazoa; Cnidaria; Anthozoa; Actiniaria; Edwardsiidae. Gene Ontology annotation, molecular function: hexosyltransferase activity. The transcript has a single exon.
UAAGUGUGCAACACAUCAAAGUGGUUGAUUUUCCCAUAUCUUGUAAAACGGCUUUGUAGGACAAGGAUUUUUCUCCAAGACAGCCAUACAAACUCUUCUUCAAUCUCCCAUUUAAUCGAUUCGACCCGGUCUCCUCGCGUCUUUUUUAAACCCUGAACAACUUGAGUCUUGCGAGUCUUGCUGGACUGGUGAUUUCAUUCUCCAGCCCUCAGUGAAACAAGACAGGUAGCAAGAAUUGUGAAAAGACGCUGUCAAAUGCUCAUAAAACACUGCCGUCGUAGAACUAAAGUUGGAUGUCUCCUAUUGACUGCAUGCAACGUCGUUUUCAUUUGGUUGCUGAACUUUUCUUCCAUCUUCAACGUAGAAAAUAUCAACGAGAGUUUGAUUGUGGAAGAUGCAAAUUUUACGAUACUCGAGCCGGCAUUUGCUCCCUCGUCGGUUCUGGAAGCAGUCGACGUCUUAGUUAUUAUCUCAACUUCUCCUUCUAGUUUUGAAAAACGAACUGCAAUAAGGAAAACUUGGGGGAAAUUCGAUACGCCCCAAUAUCAAUUAUUGUCUGAUGAAAGACGGCGCAUUCCAACAUGGCGGACGAUAUUUAUGACGGGAAUCGCGGCAGAUGAAGAGGUAGAUACAAAACUUCAGGAGGAAAGCAAACUUUACGAUGAUUUAUUGAUAUUUGCCUAUAAAGAUUCAUAUCGAAAAAUAACAAAUAAGCUUAUAGGCUCUCUUCAGUGGGCUUCAAGAGGAAAAUUCGAGUUCUUGUUGAAGACUGACGACGAUGUCUAUGUCAGUGUCCCUCGCUUGUAUCAAUGGCUGGUAAACACAGGGUGCCAUCUAAAACCCGUAUACGCCGGUAAAUUGUACUCCGGUACGGUAGAGAGGGAUGAAAAGCAUCGACAUUAUGUAAGCACAGAGAGUCUUAAGCUUAAAUUUUACCCUGUAUUUUGUAAGGGUUCCAUGUUUGUAUUAUCUGCUACAUUGGUUCCAAAGUUGGUAGAACUAUCAAGAAAAGUACAAAGGAUCCCACCAGAUGAUGCAUAUGUUGGAUUACUUGCUCACGAGAUGAAAGUAAAGCCGACAGCGAUACAAAGCCUAGUACAAUUAUCUCUCAUGCCAUAUAUUUUUCCAUUUCUGGACUCUUGUCAUUACCAGACGGUAAUUGGAGUUGGUGAUUCACUAACUCCUGCUCAGCUUGCUUAUGUUCAUUUGCAAAUCACAAACAAGCAGUCACCCUGGCCCUGUGUCCAUCGCUGGACUAAGAUACUUGUAGUACUGAUAGUGUUAGUGGCAUUAUACCUCUUGAUUAUGAAUUUGAAAGGCUUUGCAAUCAAAACACGGAGACAUCACCGUAAAUCAUGAAAUAACUCUGAGUAGAGAUGUAUUUUUCGUGGAUAAGGCUUCUAAAGCUGGCGCAUCAUGUUGGGAGGUGUGUUUUGAGGUAGUUUAUCAUUUCCCUAGUGGCCAACAAAGCAUAAGAUUGCUAGCUGAUUAUGAUACUAUUUGCACAAUCUUUGCUGUAGGCUUGUUUCCAUAUACAUUCUUUUUUAUAAGAAGGUCUAAUUUUCAGGUGCUAGGCCAUUCUUAUUUUGGAGCUGAAAAUGUUCUUAAGGACGUUUAAAGUUUAGUGUAUGUAUUAAAUCUGCAUUGUCACCAGUUUACUUCCGUUUGAUAACGCAACAAUCUACGAUGAUUUUUAACAGAAAAAACGAAAAUAUUUCCAAAUUUAAAAGCAGAUUCUUCGAGAAUGUGACUGAUAAUUUUGAACGGAUGGCCUGUAAAAUAUUUCAGAUUUUAAUAGGUUUUUUUGCCUCUUGUUUGUUAAUUUGAUGUAGUUUAUCUGAAAACAUGCAUAUACUGGAACUAACAAAUGACGAGCAUGCAGUUAAAUUGCGCUAAAUUCAAAAAAUGUUGUCUUUGCCUGCUUAUAAAAAUUGUUGUAAUACAAUAUUUGGAAAACCAGUACUUUAUUCUGAUCGAUAAUUAUGUGGGCAAUAUUUGUUCUGACUAUGUCAGCCCAUGAAAUUCUAAGGAAAAAGAGAAAAUCUAUCAAAACUGAAGACCUGGUGUCAUUUUGUGUGCAUCAGUCAAAAAACUUGGGCGUGAAAGGGUAGGGUUUCCAUCAGGAAGUAAACUGGUGACAAUGCGACUCUAUCUUAGAACAAAGCCAGUUCUUUGCUUCAGGGCACUGAUCUGAAACUUACAAAUUAUAUCUAAUGUAGCUGAAAUGCAAUCAAGACACAAAAAGUCUUGGUUCACAAUGGGGUGCACUUCAGUUGGAAAGCAUAGUUUAUUGGUAUUUGUUUGACUCGGGGGGGGGGGGGGGGGGGGUCAUAAAAUCCGUCAUACCUAUGAAAUACUUAAUAGGAUAAGAACUCACUACCCAGAGCAAUAGCUUCUAGGAAAUAUAUAAAAUAGAUAAGAUAUUUAUAUGAUAGCACCCCAUCUUACCAUACCUGUCAACACUCCGUCAUUAGGCGGGAGUCUCAAGAUUUUGAACCUUUUCUCAAGCCUGAUUUUCUUGAAAAUAUCCAUACAUUUAGUGUAUUCUCCUGCAUUAGCUAUCUUUGUGAUUCUGAUACAUUCACUGUAUUCCUAAAGCAAGGUUGACACUUAUGUCUUACACAACAAUUAAGCCUGCUUAGCAGCUACCCUUCCCCUUGAGCCGCUACGCAGGCUACAACAAUUGUAUCUUCCUGAAAAUCACUUAAGAAGGAGAACUGAAUAAAUAUGUAUUUUCAAGAA